Fusarium odoratissimum NRRL 54006 is the source of this 4705-nucleotide messenger RNA. RefSeq lists its product as uncharacterized. Gene Ontology annotation, molecular function: phosphatidylinositol-4,5-bisphosphate 5-phosphatase activity; protein binding. Gene Ontology annotation, biological process: phosphatidylinositol dephosphorylation. NCBI's taxonomy places the organism in Eukaryota, Fungi, Ascomycota, Sordariomycetes, Hypocreales, Nectriaceae. Bases 497 to 4171 code for a protein of 1224 amino acids. The record is from RefSeq and is a predicted model, not a curated record. The transcript has 3 exons.
CACUUAUGACAUAAGGGUGGCUCAGCCAGCUCGAAAUUGUGAGAGACCACGCAAGACAACUCGCAGCAAGAUCGACAUCGAAGCCACGAGGAGAAUAGGGGACUUUGAAUGAGAAAAAAACAAGACACUUCUCCAAAACAUCCCUCGCUAGUUUUCCACGCACUUCCACCACGAUAUCGACGAUACGAGACUCUUUGGGUUCUCGCCAAAGGCCCCUGUCAUCAACAUUAACAUCACCCACCCGCUCUUUCGUCGACCCCCAACGUUCCUUGUCACUGCCCAGUGCCGACUUUUGGAGCUUUAACUUACCGUCUCGAAUUCUGACUUUUCAUUACAAUCUCUUUGCUUGACUCUGGCUUACUACGACCUGUCGCGCCGGAUUCAGCUUCCACUUUCGACUGUUGAUGCCUUCAUGAGUGAGACGACUGGGCGUGGGUGAAGCGGGUAGAGUCACCCUCGACCCUCGCUGUCGAGAGGAAGCAUUUGUUUUAUUAUCAUGGAGCCAACUAACGGAGAAGGGCCUGAUGGCUCUUCACUUAAGCCGGUAUCCUCAUUACGAGCCCGAUUCGAGAACAUGGGCAACUCGACCAACUCCAACGUCAGCAAACCUGUCGAUGUCCCGCCUACUACGGCUCCAGCUGCCACCGGACCUCCUUCGCGACCUAUCUCCCCAGCUCCCAAACCGAACCGUCUUCGUGAUUUCAAACCUGGACAAGAAGUACCGCCGGCCAGUCCUUCGACCCCAGCAAUCCCUGCGAGACCAAAGCCUAAGCCAGCGGCACUGUCUGUUAAUCACGAUGCCCCUCCCCCGCCGACGUCCGCACGACCAGCUCCGACCCCGAAACCACAAACAGUUCAGCUGCAACAACCACCUGCGUCGGCUACGCUUCCAGCUGUGACAGUUCUUCCACCACAAUCGCCCCCGAAGGGUCGAAUCUCAGCACUGGCAGUUGGAGACCAACCUUCAUUCGUAAACCCAGAUGCUGUCGCGACACCUCCAACACCAACCGGCGGUAGCCGAUCCUUCAAGAUUCCAAGUCGAUCACUUAAUACUUCACCAUCUUUCAAUGCUCCUAAGUCUCCUCGCCCUGGCGGUUCGAGGCCGCCGUCACCGCCUCCACCUAGACGUUCUGGAGAGCUGAUCAGGACUCGAGAACCCAAGGUUCCUCCUCCGCCGCCAGCCCCUCGCAAUGAAAAGGCACUGAUACCUGCGCCUCCCAAGAUCGCAUCGCUUUCUGGGCCAACAGUCAUUGGGAAGGGUGGCAUCUCCCAGGAAAACUCACCAUUUAACAGUCCGCCAAGUAGCUUGGGAUCUGGGGAGGAGACACCUCCAAAACUACCAACACGACCAAGGCCACAAUCGCACAUUGAACCAAGCAGGCCAAAAUCUGUGGUUGUGGGUUUCGAUCCUCCGCCUGUUCAUCAUUCGAUCACGACUAUGAGAAAGGAUCGUGAAGAGGCCAAUGGGUUCUCAAGAGGCCAUAUAACUCCUCAGGUAACUGGCGAGCCUCGGCCAGCACUACCAGCAAGACCUGCAAACUUUGACAUCCCGCCUCGACCUCCUCCAGUAAACAAUAAUAGUAAUAACAUGCCUCCUCCCCCACGACCACAACGCCCCACUGCAACGACAGCAGUGCAAGCCGUCGAUCCGGCGCCUACUUCUUCACCACCUAAGCGAGUUGUUUCAACCCCUACGACACAGCAACCUCAGCAACAGCUUGCAGCUCCUUCACGAGGUCAUGGCAGGUCUAUGACGAUAGAUAGAGCAUCUGACCGAACACCAGCCGAGUUCCGUAUCGCCCCGACGACCGUUGCCGCCCCGAUUGCUGCUGCCGCACCUCCAAAGUCUGUACAAUCCACUCCAGUUGUUGCCGCAAAAAUUGCUCCAAAGGCUGAGCCUAUCCAUCACGUCACGACAUAUCCCGAGGCUUCAAACACCAAUCGACGACCACCCUUCAGCAAGCAUGGAACUUAUGAGAUUCCAACAAAGUAUGAUGCGAGAAGUUUCGACGUUUGUGGUGAAUUUAUUUGCGCCAGUGGUUACAUGACAAGAGUGUGGAGUCUCAUAGACGGCGAGCAAAUUAUGAGCUUACAGCAUACUGAGGGAGUCAAGGCGACAGCGGUAAGCUUCAAACCUGCUGCUGACCCGCGAGAAGAAGGCAAGAGGAUAUGGAUCGGUACCAAUACAGGAGACCUCAUGGAAGUCGAGGUAGCGACGCAUGCCAUAACACCGAGCAAGCCAAAUGUCCAUGGUCGAAACGAAGUUGUACGAAUAUUCCGACAUUGGAACGAAAUCUGGACUAUGGAUGAAUCGGGAACACUACUCGUGUGGGGACCGGAUGAGAAAGCAGUUGCAAACAUCACAGGACAUCCGACUCAGAGUUACAAGCUUCCAAAAGGACACACUCAUUCCAUGGUUAUCGGGGAUUAUCUUUGGCAUGCGACAGGCAAGGAGAUUCGAGUAUUUGCGCCUACAGUCGAUGGACGAACCCAAUUUCAAGUGCUCGUUCGUCCCCUGAUAGCGGAUAGUGCCGGCGAGGUUACUUCUGGCACUCUUGUCAAGUCACAUCCGGAUAAGGUCUUCUUUGGUCAUGUGGAUGGCAAGGUGACUGUCUACAAUACCAAUGACUAUUCAUGUGUGAUGAUGAUGAACAUCAGCACAUGGAAGAUCAACGCAUUGGCGAGUGCAGGCAACUACAUCUGGGCGGCGUACAACACCGGUAAAAUAUGUGUGUAUGACGUGGAGGAGGCACCUUGGGUCAUUCUCAAAGAGUGGCAGGGGCAUGAGAAUCCCAUUGUCAAGAUGGCCGCCGACCCCUCUUGCUCAUAUUUCCUGGACCGACAGCAAAUCAUUUCAUUGGGAGCUGAUAACAAGAUUAAAGCAUGGGAUGGCUUGCUUGAGGAUGACUUCCUCGAAGAUUCAAUGAAGUCGAAAGAUACUCAAUACUGCGACUUCGACGAAAUACGAGCCCUGUUCUUUACUUGGAAUGCCGGAGCAUCGACACCUUCGAGUCUACGACAUUCUGAUGGCGAUUCAACAUUCUUCCAAGAUCUUGUUCAGUCUAGUGGCUCGCCAGAUAUCCUUGUGUUUGGUUUCCAGGAACUUGUGGACUUGGAGGAUAAGAAGUUGACGGCCAAACGAUUCUUGAAGCCCAAGAAAAAAGAAGCGGGAACAGACCAGGAACGAAUGAGCCACCAGUACCGAGAUUGGCGCGACUUUUUGAUGAAGACCCUCGAUGACUACAUGCCAGCAGACGAUUUAUAUCACCUCCUUCAUACAGCACCUAUGGUUGGAUUGUUCACCUGUGUCUUUGUGAAAGCAACCCUACGAGAUAGGAUCAGGGGCCUCCAAGGCGCUGAGGUCAAGCGAGGUAUGGGUGGCUUGCACGGUAACAAGGGCUGUGUUGCCGUACGCUUCCGAGUUGAUGACACCUCCAUCUGCCUCGUCAAUUGCCAUUUGGCUGCCGGACAGUCACAAGCGAACGCCCGACACAAUGACAUUGCAGCCAUUCUUGAAGCUAAUCUUUUUGCUGUUGAACGAGAUUCUGCUUCUCGCAUUGACAGCUUCGUUGGUGGCGGUGAUGGCAGUCUGAUCAUGGAUCAUGAGCUGUGUAUUCUCAAUGGCGACUUGAACUACCGAAUUGAUACCAUGUCUCGUGAUACUGUUGUUACAGCAGUCAAACAGAACAAUCUGGGCAAACUCCUCGAACGAGACCAGCUUUUGGUGGCACGAAGACGAAAUCCAGCAUUCAAGCUUCGGGCUUUUGAAGAAAUGCCCAUCACAUUUGCGCCAACUUAUAAGUACGACGUUGGCACUGACAACUACGACACCAGCGAGAAGAGACGAAGCCCUGCCUGGUGUGACCGACUACUAUACAGGGGGCGAGGCCGUGUCGAACAAUUUGAUUACAGACGGCAUGAGGUUCGAGUGAGUGACCACCGUCCUGUAACUGGAACUUUCAACCUUUGGGUCAAGAAGGUCGAUCCAAGAGGUCGAGCAACAGCUUGGAUGGAAAGUCAACAGAGCUUCGAAGAUAUGCGGGAGAAAGAAACGUCCGAAGACAAACUUUUGUUCUUAAGGGAUACUUGCGGCUUUGACGAAGAAACGAGCAAGAGGCUCAUUAGAGAGAAGUCAGCGAGACGUGACAACCGCAGUCCCGUUCGCGCUUAGUUAUCUACUCAAUACCCAGACGGCAAAGUCGUCUUGAUUCCUAAAAACACAGCACAGAAAAGACACGAGAUGCGUAUGAACGAGUUGGAUUGAUGAUUUAUCGGAGUAAAAAGCAGGUUGGGGAGAUUUCUAAAGGAAUGCGGAUGUGAUAGUGAGUAUCACGGAUAAGGGCGUGCGCAGGCGAUAGACUAGUUGUUUUUACUACAUUUCUUGUCUUUGUUGAUAGCUGGAGGUACGUUAGACAUUGACAUGGACACAUGAGAGGAUUGUGGACAUUUAUGAUAGACGUUUGGUCACCCAAGGAGGAGGAGAUACGGGGAAUAGCUGAUGAUGAAAGACGAGAUAAGGGAAAAUAUAAGACAUUGAGGUGUCGGACGAUUUAGUGUGUGAGAACAAAUGUUGGUUGUUAAUUCAACAUAUUGGAGUCUGAUAAACAUGAUCAGCUUUAGCGGUGAGCUGCCCUUGUUCGGUCAUCUCAAAUCUACAUUUCGGAAGCUCUAUCGAGAUUAUAAAGUCAAUUUACUGUUAAUGGAG